AUGAGCUUGAAAUAUGGGUUCGGCGGGAUAGGAUCGACCCUGGCGGUCGUAGGAGCCUACAUGCUCUUCACCGGCAGCGGUGAAUCUUUCAACGUCGGCGCAUUCCUCGAAUCCGUCUCGCCGUACGCGUGGGCUGGGCUGGGCGUCUCCCUCUGCAUCGGGCUCUCGGUGGUUGGCGCAGCAUGGGGCAUCUUCAUCACAGGCUCGUCCAUCCUCGGCGGCGGUGUCCGGGCCCCGCGGAUCCGAACCAAGAACCUGAUCUCCAUCAUCUUCUGUGAGGUCGUGGCCAUCUACGGAGUCAUCAUGGCCAUUGUGUUCUCGGCCAAGAUGAACGCGGUCCAGGGCGAGGCUGCGUACUCGGGCGACAGCUAUUACACCGGCUACGCGCUCUUCUGGGGCGGCGUCACGGUCGGCAUGUGCAACUUGAUAUGCGGUGUUGCCGUCGGCAUCAACGGGAGCGGCGCCGCGCUGGCGGAUGCUGCGGAUCCCACUCUAUUCGUCAAGAUGCUGGUUAUCGAGAUCUUCAGCUCGAUAUUGGGCCUGUUCGGCCUCAUCAUGGGCCUGCUCGUGUCCAACAAGGCAACCGACUUUGGCGCCGGCCCAGCUCCCUCUCUCCGCCCUUAA
Thermothielavioides terrestris NRRL 8126 is the source of this 624-nucleotide messenger RNA. RefSeq lists its product as uncharacterized. Gene Ontology annotation, cellular component: proton-transporting V-type ATPase, V0 domain. NCBI's taxonomy places the organism in Eukaryota, Fungi, Ascomycota, Sordariomycetes, Sordariales, Chaetomiaceae. The transcript has 5 exons. Gene Ontology annotation, biological process: proton transmembrane transport. Gene Ontology annotation, molecular function: proton-transporting ATPase activity, rotational mechanism. Bases 1 to 624 code for a protein of 207 amino acids. The record is from RefSeq and is a predicted model, not a curated record.